UGAAAUUCAAAGAAUUCAUCAUGCUAUUUUUCCGUAUUUUGUUCUUCACUGGUGUCACAAUUGCUUCAGCAAAAAGGACCAGGACAUGGUAUUUGAUGCCAGAUGAUGGAGGACAUGGAAUUCAUCUUGUGAAUAUGCUACAUAGUGCCCAACAAAAUGAUGUACCUAGUAUUGAGUCCAAUGUUACACUUUAUCUCUAUACAAGGAAUAAUGAUACAAGUGUCAUUGACUGUGAUAACAUUGGAGGCUUUGACUCCAAAUGGCCUACUGUGGUGCUCGCCCAUGGUUGGAUGAGUAAAAGUAGUGAUCUGGACCACAUAAAGAAUGCUUAUUUGACAGCAGGUGAUUAUAAUGUUAUUUCUAUAGACUGGUCACCUAUUGCAAGCAAUGCAGCAUAUGAUCAAGUAAGAGAGGAUCUAGUCAUUGUUGGUCAGUUUGUGGCAAAAUUUGUGGAUUGUUUAGUAGAGAUACAUGGCCUGAACUUGUCAAUAACUCACUUGGUUGGUCACAGUCUGGGUGCCCAUGUUGUUGGUGUGAUUGGAGGUUCAUUAUCACAGCAGAAUAAAGUGGCACUCAUCACAGGAAUUGCAGUGAUUCAGACUGCCAUUAACCUUCAUGUUGCAAGAGGCAAGGAGCAGGAACCAUCAGUGAGCAUGAAAGACUCCAUGCUUUUGGAAGGGUUCAGUGCAUCUUAUUUCUUUCAAGAUACUGCAUUGUAA
Molecule: messenger RNA, 719 nt
Organism: Schistocerca serialis cubense
Lineage: Eukaryota; Metazoa; Arthropoda; Insecta; Orthoptera; Acrididae
Product: pancreatic triacylglycerol lipase-like
Exons: 5
Coding region: 21-719 (232 amino acids)
Molecular function (GO): lipase activity
Source: RefSeq, a predicted model, not a curated record